CAGGUAACAAAGGCUUCACCUUUCACACAUUACAUUCCAUCCAUCAUCAACAUUUCAAUCAUCCUAAAACCCCAAUAAUCUAUAAAGAAGUUAAGAGGGGCCAAGCCAACCCCCAUUACAAAGAAAAGGAAGAGAGAAAAAAAACAGAGAAAAAAAGUUGAUAGCUUCCUGUCAAAGUUCCUUUUGUUCAUAUGAUCCCUUCUUCUUCUAUAUAUAAUUAAACAACGCAUUAGACUGCACUCUCUUAGUUUCUUUCACUGUGUAAUUAAAAUUCUCCAGUUGAUAGGCUGCAAAUAUGGAUGAGUCGUGGCGCAUGCGCAUGGGAUUAAUGCCGACCCUCCCGCGGCGGCGCUCUGCUGAGCACGUCUCCACUCGUUCGGUGUUUGCUGCCGCGGAUGACUGCCAGACGCUCGAUCCGGACUAUUUUGCUGACGUUUUUGGGGGACCGCCGCGUAGCGUCCUCCCGCGCGAAUUCUCCGGCCGCACAACUUCCUUCUACGAGGAGAUUUUCCGGCCACCAGAGUUUGGUUUACCGGCGGAUAAGAGAGGCCGGAGCUUGCCGGCUUUCAGGAUUCCAGGGAGGAGCGAGGGGUUCUAUAGCGAUAUCUUUGGAUCGGACGACGACGGUGGCCAGCGGAGGUCGAGAGAGCGAUCGAGGCCAAACUCGAAGGCGAAAUCCAACUCGUCGUCGGUGCUGAGCUCGGAGGAGCUCAGCCCUCUCCGGCCGAUCAUCGGAGAUGACGUGGCAUUGUCCUCCUUCGCUUCAAAGCUCAGACCACUAAAUGUACCAUGUAGAUGGAACUCAUCGACUAUGCUGCCUACCAAACAAGAAAAUUCGGAGAAACAAGGCACAGCAGCUCUGCAUUGCAAUCGCAUGUCUUUCACUGAAAACCAAGUUAUGGAAAAUGCACAUGAUGAAGGUUUUAGAAGCUCCUAUUUUGGAUUUACAAGAAAGGUCUUGUCCCCAGAAACCAUUAGUCUCGAACCCAAUUCAUAUCGAAGCGUCAAGCUAUCUGUGGAUGAUCUAGAGCUCAAUUCCCCAUCCUCGGCAGUCUCUUCACUCUGUCAAGAACAUGAGGUCAAAUUUGGGAUUCGGGAUCGUGUUUUUGAUUAUGAAAAAGAAGUAAUGCGAGCAGUAGAACGAGAAGAAGACGAUGAAGCAAUGAGCUCUUAUGUGAUUGAGAUCAAUUCUGAGCAUAGGGAGGGUACAUGUGAAGCAGGUGGUAUUGAAGAAGCAAUUGCUUGGGCCAAAGAGAAGUUUCAAACACAGAGUAAUUCUGAGAAAGAAGGGAGCUUGACCCAACAGGAGAAUGAGCAGUCUGUUGGAAUGGAUCAAGAAGGUACGCCUAAUAAUGUGGAUGAAUUCUCAGAUAAUCAGCAGAGAGAUGAACUUCAUGAAAUGACUCAAUCUCCAGAGGAAGAAGAAGAAGAAGAAGAAAGAACAUGGGUUGCUGAAGAUGAAAACCAACAUUCAGAAAAAGAGAUUGAAAUGGAGCUUUUGGAUGAAGACAUAAGGCUAUGGUCAGCUGGCAGAGAAUCCAACAUUCGUUUGCUGCUUUCAACACUACACCAUAUUCUAUGGGCUGAUAGUGGAUGGUAUGCAAUUCCUUUGACAAGCCUAAUAGAAAGUUCACAGGUCAAGAAAGCCUACCAGAAAGCAAGGCUCUGUCUCCACCCAGACAAACUGCAACAAAGAGGAGCAACACUUUCUCAAAAGCACCUUGCUGAAAAGGCCUUCUCCAUCCUCCAGGAUGCAUGGGCUCUGUUCAUCUCCCAAGAUGUGUUCAUUAUUUAGCGGAUCAUCUGAACUCCCUUGGAACUCAGUUUUGGCUUGAAGGUGGCAAUUGAAGAACCAGCAAGUUUAAGUACGCAAAAUGUUCAAACUUUGCAAUAUUCAUGAAGAAUCUCUGCACCAUGGAUAUAGGUGAAAUGUAAAUUAGUGCAUGUCUUCAUGAAGAAUGUACAUUUUUCGAUUAACUGCGCUUGGUAUUUUAUCUGUAUAUUUUU
This is a messenger RNA of Prunus mume (Japanese apricot), 2007 nucleotides long. Its product is annotated as Chaperone DnaJ-domain superfamily protein. The record is from RefSeq and is a predicted model, not a curated record. Gene Ontology annotation, cellular component: cytoplasm; vesicle; intracellular membrane-bounded organelle. Gene Ontology annotation, molecular function: clathrin binding. Gene Ontology annotation, biological process: clathrin coat disassembly; clathrin-dependent endocytosis. Lineage: Eukaryota; Viridiplantae; Streptophyta; Magnoliopsida; Rosales; Rosaceae.